Raphanus sativus (radish) is the source of this 1771-nucleotide messenger RNA. Its product is annotated as cell division cycle 20.2, cofactor of APC complex. Bases 245 to 1618 code for a protein of 457 amino acids. Gene Ontology annotation, molecular function: ubiquitin ligase activator activity; anaphase-promoting complex binding; protein binding. Gene Ontology annotation, biological process: positive regulation of anaphase-promoting complex-dependent catabolic process; anaphase-promoting complex-dependent catabolic process; positive regulation of ubiquitin protein ligase activity. Gene Ontology annotation, cellular component: anaphase-promoting complex. The transcript has 5 exons. NCBI's taxonomy places the organism in Eukaryota, Viridiplantae, Streptophyta, Magnoliopsida, Brassicales, Brassicaceae. The record is from RefSeq and is a predicted model, not a curated record.
AAUCGCAUCCACUGCUUAAUACUGAAAACUAUAAAUUCACCCCCAAAGUCCACACCUUUCUCCAUCAAUCCAAUCUGCUCUCAUCUCCCAUCAUCAAUCCACGAACGAUUCUUCGCUCUAUCUGCUCUAUUUGAUUAGUCUUUAAUCUAGUUUCAUUAGUUUGUUCAAAUCCGUUUCGUAUAUCAUCACUACCGUGCUUUCUGCUUCUUUGUGUUGUUUUCUCUCUGUGUGUUUUGUUUUAAUAAUGGAUGCAGGUAUGAACACAUCUUCCCACUUGAAGGCUCAAGCUCGUUGCCCUCUUCAAGAUCACUUCCUUCCCAGGAAAAACUCCAAGGAAAAUCUUGACAGGUUCAUACCCAACAGAUCAGCCAUGGAUUUCGACUACGCUCACUACGCACUUACCGAAGGAAGGAACAUUAAAGAUCAAGAAACCGCGGUAAGCUCACCAUCCAGAGAGGCCUACAGGAAGCAACUCGCUGAGACGAUGAAUCUGAACCGCACGCGGAUUCUCGCAUUCAGAAACAAACCUCAACCUCCAGCUGAGUUGCUUCCCACCGACCACUCUGCUUCUCUUCACCAACAACAACCUAAAUCCGUAAAGCCUCGUAGACACAUUCCUCAGACUUCUGAGAGGACGCUGGAUGCACCUGACAUUGUGGAUGACUUCUACCUUAAUUUGCUUGAUUGGGGUAGUGCUAAUGUUUUGGCUAUUGCGUUGGGACACACUGUUUAUCUAUGGGACGCUUCUAGUGGCUCCACCUCUGAGCUUGUGACCGUUGAUGAAGAGAAAGGACCUGUCACGAGUAUCAACUGGGCACCUGAUGGUCGUCAUGUUGCAGUUGGUCUCAACAACUCCGAAGUGCAGCUCUGGGAUUCCGCAUCCAACCGUCAACUGAGAACAUUGAAGGGUUGCCAUCAGUCAAGAGUAGGAUCCUUGGCGUGGAACAAUCACAUUCUCACAACGGGAGGGAUGGAUGGACAGAUCGUCAACAACGACGUACGGAUCAGAUCACACGUUGUGGAGACUUACAGUGGUCACACUCAAGAGGUCUGUGGGCUCAAGUGGUCAGGAUCCGGACAGCAGCUAGCGAGCGGUGGCAACGACAACGUUGUACACAUAUGGGAUCGUUCAGUGGCCUCCUCGAACUCCACCUCGCAGUGGCUUCACAGGCUUGAGGAACAUACGUCUGCGGUUAAGGCCCUCGCCUGGUGCCCUUUCCAAGCGAAUCUGCUAGCGACUGGUGGCGGUGGAGGAGAUAGGACGAUUAAGUUCUGGAACACUCACACGGGGGCUUGUUUGAAUUCGGUGGACACUGGCUCCCAAGUUUGUUCCUUGCUGUGGAGCAAGAAUGAGAGAGAGUUGCUUAGCUCACACGGGUUUACGCAGAAUCAGCUUACGUUGUGGAAGUAUCCUUCUAUGGUCAAAGUGGCUGAGCUCAAUGGCCAUACAUCAAGAGUUCUAUAUAUGGCCCAGAGUCCAGAUGGUUGUACCGUAGCGUCAGCAGCAGGAGACGAGACACUGAGGUUUUGGAAUGUGUUUGGAGUGCCAGAGACUGCCAAGAAAGCUGCUCCUAAAGCUGCACAUGAGCCAUUCUCUCGUGUGAAUCGUAUUCGUUGAAGAAACUGUGAACCAACAAGGGAAAGCUUACUGAUUUAGUACAUAAAAGAAACUAGUGUAUUCUUAUUACUUUUUUAGAUUUCAUUUUUCAUGAAAUGUAUUGACAAGUGCACACUGUAUUGUAUAUACCAUUUUCCAUUUUCAACACUCUUA